Messenger RNA from Salvelinus namaycush (lake trout), 2469 nucleotides. Its product is annotated as leptin receptor gene-related protein-like. Gene Ontology annotation, cellular component: endosome. The transcript is spliced from 4 exons. The coding region runs from base 25 to 510 and encodes 161 amino acids. NCBI's taxonomy places the organism in Eukaryota, Metazoa, Chordata, Actinopteri, Salmoniformes, Salmonidae. Gene Ontology annotation, biological process: late endosome to vacuole transport via multivesicular body sorting pathway; negative regulation of growth hormone receptor signaling pathway. The record is from RefSeq and is a predicted model, not a curated record.
UGGCUCCUUUAAGAAAGUCAGCUGAUGCAAAUAAAAAGUUCGAAGGAGGAAAUAGGAAGUCGUUUACGAACAAACCAAGCACAAAGAGAAAUUGACAAUUUAAGACAUAAGACAAUGGCGGGUAUUAAAGCGCUGGUUGGCUUGUCCUUCGGUGGAGCUAUUGGCUUGACUUUCCUGCUGUUGGGCUGUGCACUGGAGCAGUAUGGGGUGUACUGGCCUCUCUUCGUCCUCAUCUUCUACAUACUGUCUCCUAUCCCCACCUUCAUAUCCAGAAGGCUCAGUGAUGACAGUGACGCCGCCAGCAACGCAUGCAGAGAGCUGGCAUGCUUCUUCACUACGGGCAUUGUGGUGUCUGCGUUUGGGCUUCCCAUCAUACUGGCCCGGGUUGCAUUAAUCCAGUGGGGGGCCUGUGGCCUGGUGAUGGCCGGCAACGCUUUCAUCUUCCUCACCAUCCUGGGCUUCUUCCUGGUGUUCGGCGGGGGAGACGACUUCAGCUGGGAGCAGUGGUAGACCGUCUGUGGAUCUCUGGCACAAUCCCAAAUGGACCCCCUAGACCCUAUGGACUUGUGGAGAUCUGAGAUUUGACAGGUGCAACCAAUAUGGUAGUAGCUUCACCUUGCCCUCUGAUAGGCUAGGUGGAAGUUUCACCAUAUUGUUUAAACCAAUCAAAUCUACUCUGAUCUCUAAAAGUGCAUAGGGUCUAGGGAUCGAUUGGGAGACAGAGGGAGUCAGUCAUUCCUGUUAACAGCAAGUUUACAGUGGUGGACAACAGAUAUGAUAAACCCAAAAGCUACUAUGGCCUAACGUCGCUACUAACUGACGUUUUAAGAAGCUGAUGCUGACUAUUUAAUGUCCUAUGAGAAAGGGAUUGGUUAGUGAGGAGAGGGUGGCACUGAACAGUGUGUCUGGGAUGUUAAUGGACAAUGACACUGCGAUGUCUGUCCUUUUUUUUAUAGUAUUCGCUCCAUUAUUCCCUUCAACCUUUUUUGCCUUUUCUGUCCCCUAUGCUGAGGGAGAGUCAUUGAAAACCAGUGUCCCGUCCAGAAACCCCCCCCUAGGAACCUGUUGAUCUCAGUGAGAAGACUGGAUAGGUGUAAGCAUAUGGUGAAAUAUCACCAAGGGGAAACGUUCUUUUAACAUCUACACAAGUGUCUAGGGCUAGAGUGGUUGUUUCUGGACAAGGCCCACCUCUCUACAGUCAUAUCUAUAAAGCCAGAGGCUAGUUUAAGGAUAGUAAUAACUUGUACAUGUGUUAUGAAGGAUACUGUUGAAUGAUUUUUGUUGUAAUCACCACUACACCGUCUAUUUCUAAUUAAUUUAGGGAGUAUUCUGUUUGUGAAAAUAUCUUAUUUUAAGCGUAAGCAUUUCAAAUGAUCAACUCAUUUUUUCAGUUGAUUACGUGUGUACCUUUUUGUUUGUAUGUAUCUAUUUCAUAUGCUCACUUUGGGUAUGACUACAUAACCAGGUCAAGGUUUCUGUCUGUAGUUUUCAACAUGUUGCCCUUCUGCAAUUAUUUCCACCAAUACCAAAGGCCAUUUUAAGAAAAUAAGGUAGACAUGAUUCCCCCCCCCCCCCCCACUAAGGUUUCUGAUGUGUCUAUGAUUAUGAAACACACAGUUCAUAUUAAUUAUGAAAACUACAUUUAUGCCAUUAUAAGCUGGUUGUCUUCACUGAGGACAGAAGCUAACAUAAGGGUUUGUGAAUCAUUGUCUACAUUUGUACGGGAAUGUUGAUUUCACACAUGGAAUGUAAACACUAUAUAUUUUGCAGUUUUUAGACCAGAUCUGUUUGUGUUAAAAUGAAGUGCCCAAGUUUCUAUUCACCAACAAACACUAAACACAUUGACAAGUGCCUGUUAAAUAUCUAUUUUUUACUAAUUCAAAAACGUUUUUAUAUAACUUAUAAAAGCCAAUUUUUACAUUCUGUACUGGUAAAGCCUGAGAACCUAUAUAUAUAUAUAUAGUACAGUAUAGAAUGAUGUAUUGCAAUUAGUGACCAAAUGUAACCAGACUACUUUAUACUUAGCUAUAGCAACAUGCAAUCACUAAGUAUAAAGUAGGCCUACUUCCAAUCAAUGUCUUAUUUUCACUGAAGGGUCAAUUGAAGGGUGUUUCAGGGAGAGUGGCCAUAUGCAACAACAACAACCAAAAUAAUACACGUUUCCAAUUCACUCGUAUGUAUAAAUGAUACACUUGUGCGUGUGUAAUAGGACAAAUAUAAGCACCCACCAAAGAAAAACAUAUUGAACAUUGCUACAUGAUCUUAUCUCAUGAAUAUAAACAUAGCUCAUAAAACAAUCGUUCAUUAUGACGCCUUUGUGUUGCACAUGUACUGGUCAACUCGAAAUGUAACAUCACUUUCAAAACACUAGAGGGCACCAGAGAGAACUGUUUUUUAAACUAUGACCAAAAAAAACCUAUACACAGUCUUGUUUUCUAACAUUAAUUAAAACACUAUUGAAAUAAAAUA